Gossypium arboreum is the source of this 1429-nucleotide messenger RNA. RefSeq names its product nicotinamidase 1. Gene Ontology annotation, biological process: pyridine nucleotide salvage. The transcript is spliced from 5 exons. Bases 450 to 1178 code for a protein of 242 amino acids. NCBI's taxonomy places the organism in Eukaryota, Viridiplantae, Streptophyta, Magnoliopsida, Malvales, Malvaceae. Gene Ontology annotation, molecular function: nicotinamidase activity. The record is from RefSeq and is a predicted model, not a curated record.
UAAACUGACUGGUUCCACUGGUUUUGAAAACAGGAAAAAGAAAUUGAGUGAUGGCUACUUGUUAUUAUAGGAAAACGAAGUCAAUGGAGAUUGGAGGAAGCCGUAACCAAAACACUUAACAAAUGGGAUCUCAGUUUUUACGUGACCCUCUUUGUUCCCUUUUUUUCUCCUUCCAAACUUGUUCUCACCCACCCACCUUCCUACUUAAAUACUAUGUGGUCAAUUUCAAGGAAUCUAAGUUUGCAAUGGUUGCUUGAUCGUAGUUUCCUCAUCAACUGUAGUCAUCAAUCCUCUUUUUGACUUUCCCAUUCAACUGCGUCUUUGAACCACUGAAAAAAUAAAUAUAAAGAAGCAAACGCACAUUCAUUCAUCCAAAUACCAAUAUUCGAAAUCUUCCCUGUUUCAAUUCGUUGUGCCUUCGGGGGGUCAAAGAAACAAUACAGAGGAAGAUGGUGUCAGCGACGAUUGAUCUGUUGAAGAAAGAGCUUCCUUUUGAAGAAGGCUCUUUGGUUCUUUCGAAAGAUGUUAAGACUGGUCUUGUUCUUGUUGAUGUUGUUAAUGGUUUCUGCAGCGUUGGAGCUGGAAAUCUGGCUCCAGUGAAACCUGAUAAACAAAUAUCUUAUAUGGUUAAAGAAUCUGCGAGACUAGCCAAGCUAUUUUGUGGGGAAAAAUGGCCUGUUUUUGCUUUCCUUGAUUCCCAUCAUCCUGAUAUUCCUGAGCCUCCCUACCCACCUCAUUGCAUUGCUGGAACUGAUGAAGCUAGAUUGGUUCCUGAUCUCCAAUGGCUAGAGAAUGAAGCUAAUGCAACACUUAAAUGCAAAGAUUGUAUUGAUGGUUUCCUUGGUUCAGUUGAGAAAGAUGGUUCAAAUGUGUUUGUAGAUUGGGUUAAGAAGAAUCAGCUUAAAGCUAUACUGGUUGUCGGCAUAUGUACAGACAUAUGUGUACUGGAUUUUGUAUGUUCCACUCUGUCGGCUCGAAAUCAUAGGAUGCUUACCCCUCUUGAGGAUGUGAUUGUCUACUCUGGUGGUUGUGCAACUUUUGAUCUUCCAGUUCAUGUUGCCAAAGAUAUCAACGGUGCUUUGGCUCAUCCACAGGAUCUUAUGCAUCACAUAGGUCUAUACAUGGCCAAGGGAAGGGGGGCCAGGAUUGUAUCAGAGGUCUCAUUUGCUGCUCUAUAAACGACUUGUUAAUAAGAGAUCUAAGACUGCUGCAAAUCUGUAUUGUAUGUGAGGACUACACAGUACAAUUAACAGUAACUAUCCCCCUCCAAAAAAUAAAAAUAAAGUUAUCAAUAGCUGUUUUUCCAGGUUUCAUAUUCUAAAAUUUAAAUACUUGUCAUUUUUUCUUUUUGUGCUCUGAAGUGCCAUUUGCAAUAUCUUCAAUGAAACAAGCAAGUUCAUAUUGAAAGUAAUGCAGUUUUUCAGUCAAA